Molecule: messenger RNA, 1352 nt
Organism: Colias croceus (clouded yellow)
Lineage: Eukaryota; Metazoa; Arthropoda; Insecta; Lepidoptera; Pieridae
Product: transforming growth factor beta-1-induced transcript 1 protein
Exons: 6
Coding region: 123-659 (178 amino acids)
Cellular component (GO): nucleus; Z disc
Molecular function (GO): transcription coregulator activity
Source: RefSeq, a predicted model, not a curated record
CGAUAAACUAAGCAUCGAUACAUCACUAAAAGCGCGCGGACGACGAGCUCAGUUUGAAUCGCGAUACUGUCGAGGUUGAUCGUGUUUUUUGUGUUUAUCUGAACCGCUAUUACUACGAAACCAUGGCAACAAAGGACCCCGUUAUUUGCAAUAGCUGCAAUGGAGCCAUUCAAGGCAGAAUAGUCACGGCGCUCAACAAGAAAUGGCACCCAGAGCACUUCACUUGCAACUCGUGCCGCAAGCCGAUAGAGGGCGCCAAGUUCCACCAGCAUGACGGCGGCGUGCACUGCGUGCCGUGCUACACCAAGUUCCACAGCCCGAGGUGCCACGGCUGCGGGGACCCCAUCACUGACCGCGUGAUCCAAGCACUGGGUGUGUCAUGGCACGCACACCACUUCGUGUGCGGCGGCUGCAGGAAGGAACUUGGCGGUGGUGGUUUCAUGGAACAGGCCGGUCGCCCCUACUGCUCUGCGUGUUAUGCCGACAAGUUCGCAGCGCGGUGCGCAGGCUGUGCCAAGCCGAUCGUCGACAAGGCCAUCAUUGCUUUGGACGCCAAGUGGCAUCGCGAAUGCUUCACUUGCACGAAAUGCACAAAUCCAGUAACAGACUCUACAUUCUCCGUGAUGGACAACAAGCCGCUUUGCGCGAAAUGCGCCUAGACAUACACACGUUAUUUAUUUAUUUAUUACGUAAAACAUUAUAUAGAUGUCUUAAAUAUUACAUCUACGUAUAGUUACGAAGAAAAAAUUGCUUUCAUUAGAAAUCUGGUUAUAGCCGGCUACUCAUUCGCCUGCAGCAGGGGCAAUAUUGGAAUUGCAUCCAUAAUUGGCUCCUUAAUUGUGAUGUGUAUAGGCAAGUAGGGGCAAUUUAGAGAUCAAUUAAAAUUGCUCCGAUCGCUAUGCAACAGAGAUUGUUCCAAUAUUGCCCCUGCGGCAGGUACGUGAGUAACCGGCUUUAGAAUUUUCUGGCCAAGUAUUUUAGAUUAAUUAUAUUCUGAAUAGAUAUAAAAAUAUUCAGCUUAUAUACUUCAGCAUUGGCAUAUGCAUAAUAUUUAAUACAAUCUAUAAAAAAUCAAAGAUACACCCCAUCGAUGUAAAUUGCACCGCUCUAUUUUUGCAAGUUUAAAAAAAAUCUGUUUGUUUUGAUAUUAUACUGGUGCUUUAAAAAUAUACUAUAUAGAGUAAAAAUGUAUUUUAAAAUAUUUUUUAAAUUGUAUAACAGCACAAAGACACUGUAAAUAUAUUUAUUGAUGUAAAUUUAAGUAACUGUGAUGCUUAUGGGCUUGUACGAGAAUUUAAAAUUAUUGUACGCUUUGUACUACUUUUUUUGUCAAUAAAUCACAUAUUUUUUAA